Molecule: messenger RNA, 3184 nt
Organism: Phalaenopsis equestris
Lineage: Eukaryota; Viridiplantae; Streptophyta; Magnoliopsida; Asparagales; Orchidaceae
Exons: 21
Coding region: 296-2848 (850 amino acids)
Biological process (GO): endosome to lysosome transport; regulation of autophagosome maturation; endosomal transport
Cellular component (GO): endolysosome membrane; late endosome
Source: RefSeq, a predicted model, not a curated record
UCUCUGCUUCUACCAGUCGUGCAAAGCCGGCCCUCAUCCUUUUCCCGCACCCACCGCAGUUGGACAAUUAGAGGGUCUCCGUGCGGCAAAGAGAAUCGCUAUCUCCUUCUUUCUCUCUCGUGGUCGGAUGCCGUGUCUGGAUUGAUUAGAGUGCAUAGGGGGCGAUCGAUUGGCUUGGAUCCGUCGAUUUCCGUUCAUCGAUUUGCUGGCAGGGUGAACGGGACGGUCGGGCCUUGGGUUGGCUGCGGAUGCCAUACAGUUUGGGUAGGAGCGGACCACGGAAGCGUGAUCCAUCAUGUGGUUUCCUUUCUGGCGUCCAAGGAAUAGGUUCUCCGUCGACGAGCUCCGAUAUCUCACUGAACAACUGCAGAAAGUUCAAAGUGUGAAUGAACUUAAUCAGGAUUUUGUAAUCGAAGCUUUGAGGUCAAUUGCAGAAUUGAUAACUUACGGAGAUCAGCAUGAUCCUUCAUUUUUUGAAUUCUUCAUGGAGAAGCAGAUCAUGGGAGAAUUUGUAAGAAUUUUGAAGAUCAGCAGACCUGCAAAAGUAGCACUCCAGUUGCUGCAGACCAUGAGCAUCAUGAUUCAGAACCUCAGAAACGAACAUGCAAUCUACUAUAUGUUCAGUAAUGAGCACAUCAACUUCCUCAUAUCAUAUUCCUAUGACUUCCACAAUGAUGAGCUACUGUCAUACUAUAUAUCCUUCUUAAGGGCAAUAAGUGGAAAGUUAAACAAGAAUACAACACCAUUGCUUGUGAAGACACAAAAUGAUGAAGUAGUUUCUUUCCCACUCUACGCAGAAGCAGUUAAGUUUGCUUUUCAUGAUGAAAGUAUGGUUCGUAUUGCAGUGCGUGCUUUGACACUAAAUGUCUAUCAUGUUGGAGAUGAGGGCGUGAACAAAUAUGUUUCUAGUAUUCCCUUGUCUGAUUACUUUCCAAAUUUGGUUAAAUAUUUCCAGAUGCAAUGCAUCAGUUUGGAGGACAGAGUCUCCAAAAAUACUGUUAACCCUGAUUCACAAGAUGCAAUUUCUAGCAUACUUACUACAAUUGAUGAAAUAGAGGACAAUUUGUAUUAUUUUAGUGAUAUUAUAUCUGCUGGGGUUCCAGAUCUUGGGAGAUUAAUAACUGAUAACAUCUUGCAACUUUUAGUUUUUCCAUUGCUUCUACCCUCUUUGAGAAAGCAGAAGACAGGCACAAAAAUUAGCGUCACUACUUCAUUAUAUUUGCUUUGUUGUGUGUUGCGGAUUGUAAAAACCAAAGAGUUAGCUAGUAGCAUUGCUGCAGCUUUAUUCUUUGCUCCGGAAGUCUUCCUUCCAAAAUUAGAAACCACACCUAAUGGCAGUAUCCUGAAGCACCAAGUGUCUCCAGAACAGGGGCAGGAAGUGGAAGAACCUUCAUCUCCAUGUCAUUCAUUUACAGAAAGUAAACAACGACAGGGCUCUUGUUCGUCAUGUUUCACGGAUUUGCCAAAAAAUACCAAUGAUCUGCAUGUUAGCUUGAGGAGAACGUUACUGUCUUUUGUUGUUAGUGGAAAUGAUGUUCAAGCACUUGGCGCUUUGUGCUUUUUAUCUACUUUACUACAAACUAAAGAAUUAGAUGAGUCAAUGCUGGAUGGACUUGGAAUUCUUCCCCAGAGGAAGCAGCAUAAGAGGCUUUUACUACAAGCUUUGGUUGGUGAAGAAUCAGGUGAAGAGCAACUAUUUUCUCCAAGGAAUAAUAGAGAGAGCGAUAAAAUAGAUACGGAGCUAGACAUUUAUCUACAAAAAAUUAAGGAUCAGCAUGUGCUAUCCUAUCUCUUGGAAGAACCUUUAACAAGCCCACACAAACAUAGAUAUGAGGUACUAGAUGCACUGGUCUGCCUUUUCUGCAGGUGUAAUAUAUCUGCUGAAACUCUAUGGACUGGAGGUUGGCUUUUAAAGCAGUUACUUCCGCAUGGAGAGCAAGAAUUUACCCUUGGCCAUCUUCAGAAGCUCAAGGAUUCACAUAGGGACUCCAGUGUCAAUCUCCUUGUAGAAGCCAAAGGAACAUGGUGUGAUAUGCUUUUAACUGUUUUGAAACAUGAGUGGAGGAACUGUAAGAGAGCAAUCGAGGCAUCUUCACCACAUAAAGAUCCCAACUCCAUACUAAUGCCACCACGUACCUUCUCUUCAGGAGGUGAAUCAUCUUUUGCAGAUGGUGAGAGGAUGUCUGAGAUGAUUAAGGUUUUUGUGCUGCAACGCCAACUGCUCAUUUUUUCUUCAGGAGGAUUUCUAGCAGAACAGCCCCCUUUGAACCCUCCUAUGAAUUCUCCUGUAGAUUAUAACGCAAAAACUGAUUAUUUGGAUGUAUUUCCUCCAAAACCUGGCAGUGAAAUAAACUCAGAGAGUGCUCUGCCUUGCAGAAUAGCAUUCGAGAGAGGGAAAGAAAGACACUUCAGCUUUUUAGCUAUAUCGAAGGGAAUGUCUGGCUGGAUUAUUCUUUUAGAAGAAUUGCCACUCGACCAGCAUCGUGGGGUGGUUCGUGUGUCAGCGCCUUUGGCUGGUUCUGAUCCAAGAAUCGAUGAAAAGCAUCCAAAGUGGCUCAACUUGCGCAUCCGUCCAUCCAACCUUCCAGUUCUAGACUCCAAGCACAAUCCCCUUAGUAGGCCGAAAACAAAGGUUUUGGUUGAUGGCAGAUGGACUUUAGCAUUCAGGGAUGAUCAGGACUGCAACUCAGCUAAGUCAAUGGUGACUAAAGAACUGCAUCUGCUACAGAAUCAAGUCGCGGAAACCUUAAAGCCUUUAUUCGAUGACCAUACAAUGAUCUUUUCAUCAAAACCCUUGCACAAAUCCUCCGACGGACUUCUCGAAGAACAGCCAUUAAACACCGGGUGAGAAAUUUUGAAUUAAUGUGAUGGGAAUUUCUUGAGGAUUUGGCUGCACAUAAUGUCAUAUUUUCAUUCACCAAGUGCUUGCCAGAAUUAGUGGCUUUGUUCCCACCAGCUGCAGGCUGCAAACUCUCCAUAACAGUCUGAAGAGUUGGAAACGUUUCCAGCUGACUGCUGCUCUACGGUUAAAUUCUUUGUAUAUUAGUUUUCUAUUUCAAGAUCAGCUUUUAAACUUGAUGCUUUAAUGUAUAAUUGUUGCUCCAAGCUUCAUUCUUUUAACAGGGCCAUGGGGCUUAAUUUGAUUUGUAUAUAUUCUGAUAUAGAAAUAUGAUUCAGUGGUGCA